AAGGUGUCCCCGAUAUCACAUGACGUGAGUCACUAACUAAUGCUUACUAAGAAUCUCCGAUACCGCAAGCCCACACCCAAUCAGGCAUAGCGCGGUAACUUGUCAUCGAAAGGGCGUGCCGGUGCAGACUUGCCUUAUUCAGCAGGCAGUCGUGGACUCGCUGACCAUGGCUGCCUCUCCUUCAUCUUCCUGCCAACGGGAGACGCUGUCUGUGUCUCUUCCAUACUGCCGUUGUCUCUCCUGUCGCUGAAAGAGAAAGGGUAAGGCCUGGUCUGACUUGCUGCCUGGAUCCGGUGAGAGAUUGGAACGAGAUUGCAGUGAGAUUGCAGUGAGAUUGCAGCGAGAUUGGAACGAGAUUGCGGUGAGAUUGCAGUGAGAUUGCAGUGAAAUUGGAACGAGAUUGUCAAAGAGAUCGCCGAUAAAUCAUCUAUUAAUCAUAUAUCCAUCGAUCAGCUAUAACGAUGGAAUACUUUGAUUUCGACAGGGCGUCGUUCGGGUCUCACGCCCAGAGCGACGACGUGGUGUCCGACUAUCUCGAGCUGGACGAGACCGACCAGGCCGCCAACUACGAGUCUCUGGCCCUCGAGGGCUCGCUGGAUUUCCCGCAGGACCUGUCUGGCCAGCUUGGACCCCAGUUUGCGGGCGAGCAGCCAGAGGACGCUGUUCCCAAUGCUACGGGAGAAGACGGUGCUGCGCUGCCCGCGCCCGCGUGGCCGACCAUCGCGGCGAAAGACCCCUGUGAUUUCUGCAGGCGGAUGGGGUUCGAUUGCUUCGUGGGGAAAAGAGGUGUCAUGCAGUAUUCGUGCACCUGCUGCAUCGCCUUGUACCGAGAGUGCAGCUUCGCCCACGCCAAGGAGCCGGGCAAGUUCCUCGACACCUUACACCCCGUGAACGAGAACGUCGACAUCCCCACGGGCGGCCUGACGGGCAAGAAGGCUCUCUGGUCCCUCUCGGGGCCCGGCGGGUUCGACCAUGGAGAGAGCCGCGCUCGCAAGAGCAACGCCCGUCUCUCGCGCGAGGCCCUGCGUGUCCUCAAGACUUGGCUCCAGGAACACAGCCAUCAUCCCUAUCCCACCGAGCAGGAAAAGGACCAGCUGAAGGAGUGGACGGGCCUCAAGCGCUCCCAGAUCUGCAACUGGCUGGCCAACGCUCGUCGCCGCGGCAAGGUUAUUCGCGACGUCCCGCCGCGCAGCAGCUCGCCGCCUAUCCCGGGUGCCAUCAACAUCCCGGCUUAUUCUUCUUCUGCUGCUUCUCCUUCUUCUUCUUCCUCUUCCACCACCGCCACCAAGACGGCCCCCCUGGAUAUCUCUACCAUGACGCCGUUCGAACGUUGGAAACACUCGCCCCCGGAAAACGAACCGGCUGCCACCUCCGAUAUUCUGCGCGCUUUGGUCAAUACCCCGAUCCGUCCCGCUGCCCAGCAACGCCCAUCGCCCGCCGGUCACGUGCGCUCCUAUUCCCGGAAGACGGCCUCGAGCAACGAUGACUCAAGCCAUGCCAACAACUCCAACCACCGGCUCCAGCAGCACCACCACCAGCACCAGCACCAUGCCCCGUCGAUCUCCGUCAGCAGCAGUCAGGGCACCAGCCGCUCGUCCACCUCGGACUUUUCCUUUGCCUCUGCCUUCUCCCAUCGCCUGUCGUUGGGGUCCCGGGGCUCAAUGGAUCGGUCCUCCAAGGACCGUCGCCGUCGCCGCAAGUCGCAGACCCCCGUCAACACCUUCAACCUGCACAAGGCCCGCAGCGCGCGCAUCUUCCAGUGCACCUUCUGCGCCGACUCCUUCCCGGCCAAGUAUGACUGGCAGCGGCACGAGAAGUCCCUGCACCUCGCCCUGGACAAGUGGACCUGCUCGCCGCAGGGGGGGAUCGUCCAGCUGCACGGCACCCAGGCAGUCUGUGUCUUCUGUCUGGCGCCCAACCCGGACGCCGACCACCUGGAAUCGCACAACUACAGUGCCUGCCAGGAGAAAGACGCCCAGGAACGCAGCUUCUACCGCAAGGAUCAUCUCCACCAACACCUGCGGCUGAUGCACAACGUCAAGUUUGAAGAAGCCUCCAUGGAGGCUUGGUACAGCAGUACGACGGAGAUCCGCUCGCGGUGCGGCUUCUGCGACACCCAGUUCACCACCUGGAAAGCCCGCGUCGACCACCUCGCCGCCCACUUCAAGAGCGGCGCCGACAUGAGUCAAUGGCAGGGGGAUUGGGGGUUCGACCCUUCCAUCCAGGCUCUCGUCGAAAAUGCCAUCCCGCCGUAUCUGAUCGGAAACGAGCGCAAUUCGCUCGAUCCCUGGAAGACGGCCCAUGUGGCGGCGGCGGCCAUCAACCCCGACGAGGAAUCGUCUGGCGAUAUGCCGUCCAAGCUGAAAGUGCCGGAAGACGCCAACUGUUGGAGUCGCAUCCAACGGGAGCUGACCGCGUACAUCCGUGCUCAAGUUGCCAUGGGAGUAUAUCCCACCGACCAGAUGAUCCAAAACCACGGCCGUCGGGUCAUCUACGACAGCGAUGAUCCAUGGAACCAGACUUGCGCCGACAACCCGGUCUGGCUCAGUGUCCUGAAACGGGACGCCGGCCUCGAACCCGUCCCGAAUGCGGAGCACAUCCAACUCUCCGACCUAGGCAUGCAACCGCCCUUUGCCCUGCAGGGGGGGCUUCGUGUCCCCCCCGCCGAGUCCAACCCGCUUGCUCGCGUGCUGUGCCGUCGAUCUCUCCCAAUCACCACCACCACCACCACCAGCUCCCGGUACUCCGGCUCUGGCUUCCACAGUCCCGCCAUCCAGUCCUCCUCCGCAGCGCCGAGCAUGCCCGGUAGUCUGGCGGGCAGUUACGUCGGCAGCUUCUCCGGCAUGGCCUCGGGCUCUGCCGUGGCCCCGACCGCCCCGGCCCUGUCCACCGACUGGGGGAGCAACUUCUCCGCCGCUGGUCAGUCGGCGUCAUUCUCGUCGGCGCCCCUGCAUAGCUCCACCGUCGAUCCACUGGUGCAGAUGGGAUUCGAUCCGGAAUUUCUGCAGCGUUUGAACGACACCUACACCGAUCUCCAGCCAGACAAUCUGGACGGGUUGGAUUUUGAUCCCACCUUUCCUAUGGAUGACUGUGAGCCGGUCCCUCCAUCAGAGAUGCAACCAGCAGCCAAGUCCUCGACCGUAGCGCCCAUUCACAUCCCAAGCCCGAGACACUUAUAACUCACCCCUGGGGACAGGUAGAAAGGGUUUCAACAUUUUCUUCCAAUUUGUCUUGAGUAAUUUUGGGAAAAAGAAGAGGAAUCGUUUUCAUACUGUCGAGCCUGAUAUAUAUAUACCCUUGAUCCGCCUUGUCAAGCGCAGGGCGCAUGUCAUCCGCAGGGCGUACACCAAGACAGGAACAUAUUAAACUAUUGGUUCUAGUUUUUAUAAUUAUCAUUUAAUGUAUUUAACUUUACCUAGUAGUAAGCUGUACCACUUUCUAGAAUCAUCAAUAAUAUGC
This is a messenger RNA of Penicilliopsis zonata CBS 506.65, 3459 nucleotides long. RefSeq lists its product as hypothetical. The transcript has a single exon. The record is from RefSeq and is a predicted model, not a curated record. Bases 462 to 3179 code for a protein of 905 amino acids. Gene Ontology annotation, molecular function: DNA binding. Gene Ontology annotation, biological process: regulation of DNA-templated transcription. Lineage: Eukaryota; Fungi; Ascomycota; Eurotiomycetes; Eurotiales; Aspergillaceae.